AUGGCUUGCAGCCUGCAGCUGCAAUUUGAUCUGUCAUGGUGGAAGGGAGAUGCCGAGGUGCCAAGAGGCCAAAGGUUGGCUCUUUCUUUUCCCCUUCUUCAAAAUCUUCCUCCAUUUUCUCUCCAAUUCAUUUUUCAUUCAUUUUUUCUUCAUUCCUUUCUUUCAUCACACAUUUUUCAUUCUUUUUCUUCAUUCUUUUCUUUCAUCACACAUUUUUCAUUCAUUUUUUCUUCAUUCUUUUCUUUCAUCACACAUUUUUCAUUCUUUUUUCUUCAUUCUUUUCUUUCAUCACACAUUUUUCAUUAUUUUUUCUUCAUUCUUUUCUUUCAUCACACAUUUUCAUUCUUUUUUUCAUUCUUUUCUUUCAUCACUCUUAAAUUUUUUUUUCAUUCUUUUUCUUCAUUCUUUUCUUUCAUCACAUUUUCAUUUUUUUUUUCUUCAUUCUUUUCUUUCAUCACACAUUUUCAUUCUUUUUCUUCAUUCUUUUCUUUCAUCACACAUUUUUCAUUCUUUUCUUCAUAUUUUUUCUUUCAUCACACAUUUUUCAUUCUUUUUCUUCAUUCUUUUCUUUCAUCACACAUUUUUCAUUCUUUUUCUUCAUUCUUUUCUUUCAUCACACAUUUUUCAUUCUUUUUCUUCAUUCUUUUCUUUCAUCACACAUUUUUCAUUCUUUUUCUUCAUUCUUUUCUUUCAUCACACAUUUUUCAUUCUUUUUCUUCAUUCUUUUCUUUCAUCACACAUUUUUCAUUCUUUUUCUUCAUCCUUUUCUUUAAUCACACAUUUUUCAUUCAUUUUGUUUUUCUUCAUUCUUUUCUUUCAUCACACAUUUUUCAUUCUUUUUCUUCAUUCUUUUCUUUCAUCACACAUUUUUCAUUCUUUUUCUUCAUCCUUUUCUUUAAUCACACAUUUUUCAUUCAUUUUGUUUUUCUUCAUUCUUUUCUUUCAUCAAAUAUUUUUCAUUCUUUUUGUUCUUUGUCAAAAUUUUUCUGUUUUUCAUUCAUUUUCUUUCCAAUGAUUCCUUUUUCAGUGCCUUUUCUUCCCAUUUUUCUCCUUCCUAUUUCUUUCUUUUAUUCUACAUUUUCUUUCUUUCUUUCUUUCUUUCAUUAUCCUAACCUUUAUUUUAUUCAUUUUACCUUCUUUCUCCUUCAUACUCACCUCAUAUUUUCAUUCAUUUCUCCUUCACUCAUAGAAUUCACUUCUGGCUCCAUGACUUUCAGUCAACUUUAA
This is a messenger RNA of Acanthosepion pharaonis, 1227 nucleotides long. Lineage: Eukaryota; Metazoa; Mollusca; Cephalopoda; Sepiida; Sepiidae. The record is from the annotation of a GenBank genome assembly.